This is a messenger RNA of Ostreobium quekettii, 369 nucleotides long. The record is from the annotation of a GenBank genome assembly. NCBI's taxonomy places the organism in Eukaryota, Viridiplantae, Chlorophyta, Ulvophyceae, Bryopsidales, Ostreobiaceae.
AUGGUUGGGCGACAAGGGAGGGGGGGCCGGCGCGGCGGAGGUGUUCUUGAGUGGGGAUCUGUUUUGAUUCUCGAAGGUGGGCGUUGUGCGGUAGACAUGGUGUUCGUGCGGGCCCUGCACGCAUGGGCUGGGAUCUGCAGGUCGAUCUCUGUAGGGCGGCGGUCGACCGCUCAGCGUGUUUUGGUUUUGUGCGCGCAGGGAGCGAAAUUUGGACUGAGGAUCGAGUUUGCGGAGUGCUGGGAGCUGGCCAGCAAGAUCGAGGAGGCUGCGUAUGCACAGGCCGUGAGUGUGGAUGGGUCGCCAUUUCCUAUGACAUUUCGCCACGCUGCACGCCAGUGCUCUUCCAAUGUUUUGUUUGCGCUUGGCUAG